Bradysia coprophila is the source of this 2322-nucleotide messenger RNA. RefSeq lists its product as uncharacterized. Lineage: Eukaryota; Metazoa; Arthropoda; Insecta; Diptera; Sciaridae. The record is from RefSeq and is a predicted model, not a curated record.
AUGUCGGUUAAGUGCGACGAAGAAUCGACCGGAAACAGUGAACAGGAUUGGGAAAUUUUCGAUGUAUUGUGCAAGGAUAUAGUUGAACCAGCUUGUGGGGAUCAUUUAACACAUUCACUGGAUUUGGUGACAACCUUACGCAGUGAACUAGCUGCCUCAACAUAUAAGAGGGAUCGUCUGAUAGCUGAGCUUUCGGAUACAAAAAGUAGUUUAUCUGCCCGUGAUUCAGAAUGCGAAACAUUGAGAGCUCAAACAGCACGACAAUCGGCCUUAAUUUCGUCGUUACAAUCUCGUUUACAGGCGACUGAGCACAGGGAACGAAAUUUGCAGACUCGUAGCGAGGCAGCUACUCAACUGUUACAACGUGAGAAAAGAUCAUUCGAAGAGAAGAACAAGGAAUUAGUUUCGCGAAAUCGACGAUUGGAAGGUGACUUGGCUACAGAAGAAACGCAUCGAGAACAGGCGCGAUGUCAACUACAAGAUUUAGUCCGUCGCUUGUGUCUCUGCCUGGGUAUCGAUCCUUGCGAAUCAAAUCAUUUAACACCAGAAACGGUUGUGGCUAAAGCCACCGAUGUUGUAGCUGAGGUUCAACGUCUACGAACCAAAUUAGGCACAACAUCCGAAACGUUGCAUGGUUGCGAAGCGGAAUUGUUGAAUACACGUACGACAGCAUGUUCCGAUAAGCAACGAUUGCAAGCCCAAGUGGAGGCUUUGCAGGCAUUGAGUCAAGAUUUGGAGAACCGAAGUCGACAGGCUGAACGAGACCUGCAAAUUACGAGAGAUCGAUUAACCGAAUGCGACGUAACUGGUAAUAAGUUACGCGAAGAACUUCGAGGAUUCGAAUCGAGAUGUUGUCGACUUCAAAAUAACUUGGACCGUUUUCAAAAUGAUCGCUUGCAAUUCUUACGUAAUAUUGCGUCGAUCCUUUGUGUACCUGAACCUUGUGAGACACUCAUUAAGGAUAAGAUUCGCGAGAUUUUGACAGAAAAUCAGUCACAGCACUCGCAAAUUGUGAGCAUGCGCGAACAAAUUGCAGCGGAUACAGGACGUCACAGAGAAGCAAUGGAAGCGACCACUUGCCGUUUACGAACGGAAGAAUCUCAAAAGUGUAGUCUGGAGGAACGGCUGGAAAAAACCCAUGACGAAUUACAAAAAAUGAAAGCUGAACAUUGCAAUUUGAGUGACUACUUGGUUCGACUGUCCCGAGCACUUAGCUGGAGUGAGUGCACAAGUCCUCCGGAACAUGGAACUGAUACGACAGUCUUGGCUGAAACGUUGCUUGAACGAGCCGAACGGUUAUCAAUUCAUCACGACAAUCACAUUCACUCAUCGUUUGAUAAGCACCACGCCGAUCACCAUCACACACUUCCAACACAUCAUCAUUCGUUGAAACUACGUCGAGAGAGAUCAUGUCAUGACAUUCCAUUGAAAGAGAGCACAGCCAUGUACAGCCUUCAAAGACGCGUUAGAGUUCUCCGAGAGCAGGUUCAACGAAGAGAUUUGCACUUAGAAUUGCUCAGACGAAAAUUAGCCCUGUUGGAAGACGGAGCCAGAGGAAAAUGCAUCGCACUGAAUGAGAGAGAUGAAGCUAUGAACCGAGCACGAAGGACUACCAAACAGGCUGAAAAAACCGCCCAACAAUUAAUCGAAGCGAAAGCCCAGCUUUCGGAAUUGAAGUCACAGUUAGCUGAUGCGGCUGAUUACAAGAUUGCCGCCCUGGAACGGGCUCGUAAGAUUGAAGACCUACAAACUCGGAUUGCGGAUAUGGAAGGAGAGAAAGCUAAUUUGAUUACUCAAUUGGCUAGUUAUAAGACUAGGGCACGGUCAGCGGUCGAAUGUUCCAACGAUAAAGGUCGACGAGACGAACAAACAAUUCAUAAUUUGAGGGAAGAGUUAUCCCGCAUCAAGGUCCAACUAUCUGACUUAAAUCAUCGGUUGUCUCAAUUGCAAGCAUUCCGGAGCUCUGUUGCUCGUCUACUGCAUCUACGAGAUAUUCCACAUGCUGGAAUUUUGCAACGGCUUCAAACAUUAUGCCAUGCUCAUCAGGAAUUCACAACCCUAUCACGGCGAUAUGAUACCACAUCACCGUUGGUGAAUGAACAUCCAUGUCCACGGUUUGAUGAACUUGUACCGCCAACAACUCAAUGCCGUCCACUCAGUUCAAGUUCCAUUCAUAUGCGCAGAUUCGAUGACUCCGGAAUGGACGACCAUUUUGACGAUGAGUUUGAAUUUCACAAGAAAUUCUAGGACUCAUCGUUGCUUAUCAAGCGACGUUCUUUUUUCAUUUCUUCACCGUAAUACUUUUGCAAUAGAGCAUUUCAA